AUUACACCUAAUUGCAGAACAAAAUAUGAUAAAAAGGAUUUAUGCGAUAACAUAUAAAUCGAAGAAAGAUUAAUUUUGCAUUCACGACCGGACAAUGAAGUUGCUGGUGGUAAUUCUUGGCAUAGUUGCAUUGUGCUCCGGGACUGCCAUCCCACCGGUGCCGGGAGACAAUAGCCACUAUGUGGAUGGCGAGAGUCGCUACAUCUGGAUGCCGGAUGGUGAAGGCACGCCCGCGCUUGUAGACCUGCAUGAGCCUGUAGACGAAGAGCUUUUGAGAACCAGGAAUGGAGCUAACAACGCUUAUUGGCUCUUCACCAGGUCAAACCCCAAUAACCCUCAAGUGAUUGUGCACGGCAACGCUAAUACAAUCUGGGCCUCAAGUUACAACGGCGCUCUCCCUUUGAAAGUCAUCGUGCAUGGAUGGAACAACAAUGGAUGGAGUCCUAUGAACCCUCAAAUAACAGCCGCCUUCUUAGCUGUCACCAACUGCAACGUUAUAGUGGUUGACUGGGGUGCUCUAGCCAACCAGCUGUACACCACAGCUGCGGCUGGCGUUCCGAGCGUCGGUCAGUCCCUUGGCAACUUCAUCGUUUGGCUGAGGAACACCGCUGGAGGUGCUUGGAACAAUGUGCACUUGGUCGGGUUCAGUUUAGGUGCACAUGUUGUUGGAAAUGCUGGACGAACGGCACGGGGAUGGCCAGUAAGAGUUACAGGUCUGGAUCCAGCUCUUCCUGGCUGGCGCGGAAAUAGCAACGCAUUGAACAACCGUGACGGCGUUUAUGUGGAAACGAUCCAUACUGACGGCGAUCUUCUUGGCAUCAAGGAUCCUAUUGGCGAUGCAAAUUUUUACCCUAACGGUGGCAAAAAUCCUCAGCCUGGUUGCUGGGUCAGCACUUGUUCCCAUGGACGCGCUACUGAACUUUUUGCCGCUACCGUGUACCACAACCACCUAGUUGGAAGGCAAUGUCCAAAUAUCUGGGAAGCUGAGUUGAGCACAUGCUUUGGUGCUUCGUUUCAUAUGGGCAAUGGAGAUUGGAAUAAACGAGGAAGCGGAAUCUACCAUGUGUUUACAGGAGCUAACUGGCCUUUUUGAAGAAAACUGUAGGUAACAGCGGGAAUAAAUAGAGCAUAAUAAGUAGGUAUUCGUCAAUUUACCGUCGUGACAUUAAAACUUUAUGCUUAAUCGAAAAAUUCGUCAUCAAAUAAAAUAAUACAUACUGUUA
Messenger RNA from Leguminivora glycinivorella, 1223 nucleotides. RefSeq names its product pancreatic triacylglycerol lipase-like. The record is from RefSeq and is a predicted model, not a curated record. NCBI's taxonomy places the organism in Eukaryota, Metazoa, Arthropoda, Insecta, Lepidoptera, Tortricidae. The coding region runs from base 95 to 1093 and encodes 332 amino acids. Gene Ontology annotation, biological process: lipid metabolic process. Gene Ontology annotation, molecular function: lipase activity. The transcript has 5 exons.